This is a messenger RNA of Gossypium raimondii (Peruvian cotton), 1278 nucleotides long. RefSeq names its product molybdate transporter 1. Gene Ontology annotation, biological process: molybdate ion transport. Lineage: Eukaryota; Viridiplantae; Streptophyta; Magnoliopsida; Malvales; Malvaceae. The record is from RefSeq and is a predicted model, not a curated record. Gene Ontology annotation, molecular function: molybdate ion transmembrane transporter activity.
GAAUUGAAUGGUGCCAUGGGAGACUUAGGCACAUAUAUUCCUAUUGUAUUAGCCUUGACACUUGCCAAGAACCUUAACUUAGGCACCACAUUGAUAUUCACUGGUAUUUAAGUCGUCACUGGUGCCUCAUAUGGUGUCCCAAUGCCUGUCCAACCCAUGAAAUCUAUUGCGGCCGUAGCUAUAUGAGACAGUACUGAUUUUAACAUCCGGGAAAUUAUGGCAGCUGGGAGUUGUACUAGUGCAAUAUUGCUGGUUUUGGGUGUUACAGGGUUGAUGCAGAUGGUGUACAAGUUUAUACCUUUGUCUGUUGUUAGGUGAAUUCAAUUGUCCCAAGGCUUGUCAUUUGCUAUGAGUGCUGUCAAGUACAUAAGAAAGGUUCGGGAUUUCUCGAAGUCAAAAUAUAUGGGAAAUAGGCAGUGAUUGGGAUUGGAUGGAAUGGUUUUGGCUAUUGUUUGUGCUGGUUUCAUAACUUUUUUCAAUGGAGCAGGUCAAGAAAGAAAUCAAAGUGAGGAGGCUAUUGUUGAUGAAGAAAGGAAUGUUAGGAGAAAAGGAAUGAGGAAAAUCAUGGUUACCAUCCCUUCAGCUUUCAUCAUUUUCUUGUUAGUUGUAGUGUUGGCUUUCAUAAGAAGGCCUAAAGUGGUGAAUGAUAUUAAGUUUGGACCUUCAGUAAUGGAUAUUGUGAAAAUAACUGGUCAUUCAUGGAAGGAAGGAUUUAUCAAGGGGACAAUUCCUCAACUACCUUUAUCAGUACUGAACUCGGUGAUUGCUGUCUGUAAGUUGUCAUCAGAUCUUUUUCCAGGAAGGGAAUUCUCAGCCACCUCGGUUUCGGUAACCGUGGGGCUAUUGAACUUGGUGAGGUGUUGGUUUGGUGCCAUGCCAUGUUGCCAUGGUGCAGGUGGGUUAGCUGGACAGUACAAGUUUGGGGGCAGGAGUGGUGGGUGUGUAGCCUUACUUGGUGCAGCCAAAAUGAUGUUGGGUUUGGUAUUAGGAACUUCUUUAGUGACAAUUUUGCACCAGUUUCCUGUUGGUAUCUUGGGUGUUUUACUCUUGUUUGAAGGGACUGAACUAGCAAUGACUUGCAGGGACAUGAAUUCAAAGCAAGAGUCAAUUGUGAUGUUAAUAUGCACUGCUGUUUCACUUGUAGGGUCAAGUGCAGCACUUGGUUUUGUUUGUGGAAUGCUAGUCCAUGUGGACACUUUGUAUGCCUUGAUCUCCAUAAACAAUACCAUGUUUUUCCAUUUAAGCUUUCUACAAAGAAUAUACGGAAUAACUGUUUGA